Molecule: messenger RNA, 4625 nt
Organism: Physella acuta
Lineage: Eukaryota; Metazoa; Mollusca; Gastropoda; Physidae
Product: polycystin-1-like protein 2
Biological process (GO): detection of mechanical stimulus
Cellular component (GO): membrane
Molecular function (GO): protein binding; calcium ion binding; calcium channel activity
Source: RefSeq, a predicted model, not a curated record
AGUAGUGGCCACAGCCGGGCUGUCUGCACUUGGGACGGUCUCAGAGGCCGUGGGCAGCAAGUCGGCAGACGAUGACACAACCCAACGCGCCUUCACCACCCCCCGCCUUAGCAUGAAGUUGGCUAAGGUCAUGGUCAAAAAUUCAACCAAUGAUACAGAUGACAGCAAGCAGACGAUGGACCUACCUUCAGGAGGUUUUGAUGUCCCCAAUUCUGUUCUGGCGGGCUCCGCUGCUAAUUGUCCUAGUCUAAAUACUAUGUUUAUGGCUGACUCAGACAACCCGUUCACCUACGCCGAAGUUGCCAACAGUGUGGGCAAAGGUGUCCUGUCGCUAGGGUACUCGUGUAACGGCGAGAAACUGACCGUCUCAGGGACUGAGGAACCAAUCCAGCUGUGGAUAGAACGGGACGCCACCAUGUAUGAGCACAGCUUGUUCCUGCUCUUGACCAAGACCAAACAAGAUACCUGGACCAACUUCAACUACCACCCCGUCAACAUCACAGACACAAACUCCUCUCUACAGAUUGUUCUAGAACCCCAGGAGAGCUCCUCGGAAUACUCAGUGUAUGUGGCCUACGGCGAAAGACCUAACCUGACGCACUACGACUUCACUGGCUCCAGUCCCAACACACAGGUCACCCAACUCAAGGGCUAUGGACAACUCAACGACACACAGAAGGACCAGUUAAGAUUUUCAGUCUCUGUUCCCCUGGAAGUGACCUCGUUAAAUGGCACCUACUGGAUUGGAGUCAAAUUAAAGAGAGGCAACAUUCAGGUGGAAGACACCAGCGUCAACACAAGCUACACCUUGCUCAGCCUCAUCUCUGGUUGUCGCUUCUGGGAUGAGAGCAACAACACCUGGUCUUCUGAGGGUUGUCAGGUAGGGCCACUGACAACCAAGUUCAAGACACAAUGUCUGUGUAAUCAUCUGACGUCAUUCGGAUCUGACGCGGUGGUCGCCCCCAACACGAUUGACUUCAGCAACGUUUGGGCCAAGUUCGGCGACCUGAACGAGAACGCUGCGGUGUUUGCUACCGUCAUCUCGCUUCUCUGUCUUUACGUCAUCAUGCUGGUGGUGCUACGUCAUUUGGAUAAGAAAGAUUUGGUUAAGUGGGGCGCCGUACCCCUGGAGGACAACCUGCCCACAGACGACUACUACUAUCAGCUGACUGUACAGACCGGCAUGAAGAAAAACGCCGGCACCGACUCCCAAGUUCGCUUCAUCGUCUCUGGCGAGGACGGCGACACCGGCGUUAGGAGGCUGACAUUAGCUGACGGUCAGCGGAAGCACCUUGCCCGAGGGUCCAUACUGAACUACGUCAUGAGUGUGGACUCGUGUCUGGGUUCUCUCAACUUCCUGCGAGUCUGGCAUGACAACAGCGGUCAAGGCAAGAACCAGUCCUGGUACCUGGACCAGGUGCAGAUUAAUGACCUGCAGACAGGUGACAGGUUUAUCUUCUUGUGUGACCGCUGGCUGGCUGUUGAGGAGGAUGACGGAAUGGUCGACCGAAUUUUGCCGGUGGCAGGUCUGGAGGAUCUGAUAGCAUUCAAGCAACUCUUCUCGACGUCUGCCAGAAAAAAGCUGGCCAAUGAUCAUCUGUGGGUGUCCGUCUUCUCAAGGCCGACCCGGAGCAACUUCACGCGGGUCCAGCGUCUGUCAUGCUGCAUGUCUUUGCUGUUUCUCACCAUGAUCACCAACGCCAUGUGGUUUAGAGGGGACACAGCCCAACAGAACGUGGAAGCCAUUAAACUUGGACCAUUCUCCUUUACACUUGCGCAGUUUUUCAUCAGUUUUGCCAGCACCAUCAUCGUGUUCCCUCCCAGCUUUGUGAUGAUGACCUUCUUCAGGAAGUGCCGGCCAAAGAAAAAUGCCAUAGCUCAGUUAAAUCAGGCCACAGUCAAGGACAGUCAAAAGUUCAGGUGGAGAAAUAUCACAUCGACCUCCAUGCUGUGGGGGUCAAGGCCAAAACAAAGCAGGCUAAGCAAGUUGAAAGAGAGCAUCACAGGGAUCCUGACGGCACACAAGAAAAACAAAUACACAGACGCCGAGCCCAUGGACGAGGGCGUGGACAACAUUUUCAAAGCCAAGAAGAAGAAGAGCUGGUCUCUGCCACACUGGUGCAUCUACAUAGCCUGGACACUUUGCUUCUUUAGCAUCGUGGCGUCGGGGUUUUUUACAAUCCUUUACAGCAUGCAAUGGGGCAGAGAGAAGGCCAACCAAUGGCUGACAGCUUUCCUGCUUUCCUUCGUCCAGUCUGUAAUCAUAGUUCAACCAAUAAAGGUGCUCCUGUUGGUGGCGUUUAUCGCGUGUGUCCUCAAGAAACCAGAGUUUGACGAGGAGGAGCUGGACGAAGACAUCACCAGCGUCCUAGCCCAGAGAGAUAAGAACCUCAACACAAGGGACGAGACCAGCCUGUCACAAAUAAUUUUGCAGCGUCGAAGCGACAACACGGAGUUCCAGCCGCCAGACCCAGAAGAGCUCGCCAAAUCUCGCGAGAACCGGAUGAUGGAACUCAAGAUGGAGGCGGUGCUGAAAGAGAUUCUCAUCUACACAAUUUUCCUCGGCAUCCUCUUCUUCUUGUCCUAUCAAGAGCGUGACCCACAGUCGUACACCAUGGGAAACACGAUCCGAAACAACAUGCUGGCUGGCUUUGAUGAAAUCACGACAGUCCCCGACUUCUGGGACUGGCUGGACGGCACCUUCCUGCCGGCACUCUACGCCCUUCACUACGCUGACGGUACCGACGUCCGCUUCUGGCAGGACGCAGCUUGUGUGGCCGACAUGGAGAACAGACGGGUGGGCGUGGCCAGGAUAAGACAACUCAGAAUUAAAAAUGAUACAUGCACGAUAGAUCCGCAUCUAAGGGCAAUAAUCCACCACUGUCGCGGCGAAUACAACUGGAUUGAUGACGACACAGCUCCUUACCUCCCCUUCUGGGUCCAGCCGCCAGAAUCAGAGGCAAAGCAGCUAAAGGAUAGCACAUCCCCGUUUGUGUACCAGAACUCAAUCAAGCUGAAAACUGCGCCCUAUGUUGGAAAUAUUGCCACCUACAAGGGCGGGGGUUACGUCAUCUUGGCCAAGCGCCAGUACAGCCGCACUAAGGUCAUCAUAGACUUGGCGCGGGCCCAGGAUUGGUUGGACCUGAACACCAAAGCCAUCUUCCUCGAGUUCACGGUGUACAACGCCAACUCGAACCUCUUCACCUCAGUCACAGCCCUGGUCGAGUUCCUGCCUGUGGGUACAGCCGUUACAAAAGGCGACAUAAAGGUGUUUCGACUGAUGAGCUACAUUGGAGGAUUUGGUCUGAUAGUGCUCAUCAUGGAGGUCCUCUUUGCCAUUUUGACCUUGGUUUUCUUCGUCCAAUGUGUCAAGAAGGUACGGGCUAAAAGACUGAGUUAUUUUAUGGACUUCUGGAACCUUCUGGAAUUCGUCCUGCUGUGUCUGGCUCUAACCUCCAUUGGGCUGUACGCCAUGAAACACAUCCUGACAGACGUCGCCAUGGCUGCCCUACACAACAGGAAGUCUGAUGGUUUCGUCAACUUCAACUCGAUCGCUUUAUAUGACGACCUGUACGGCUACGUCAUGUCCGGCGUCGUCUUCAUGGCAACCAUCCAGUUCCUUAAGUUGCUCCAGUUUAACAAGAAGAUGGGCAUGUUGGGCUCAACGGUCAAGCUAGCGACAAAAGACCUCAAAUAUUUCUCCAUUACAUUCUUCCUCUACUUCUUCGCCUUCACGGCAACUGGCUUUCUGCUGUUCAGCAACAAUUUGGCCACCUACCAGAACGUGGCCACCACGGCUGAGUCCAUGUUCGCUUUCGCACUGGGCAGUUUUGACUACGGCGAAAUAACAGCAGCACAGCCAUUCUGGGGACCUAUAUUUGUUUUCAGCUACAUUGGCAUUGUGUACAUCGGCCUGAUGAACAUGUUUCUGACCAUCAUUGGCGAGGCGUUCAGCCAAGUAAAGGAGAAUGUGGCCCUACAGAGCAACGACUACGAGAUCGUGGAGUUCAUGUGGAAAAAGAUAAAAGCCAUGUUUAGCUAGACAAAUGUCCACUUUUACUGACCAAUGGCUUUUUGCCAUAGUAGAAAUCGCUUCAACUGUUUUUACUUCUGUCGUAUUUUUCCACUACCUGUGAUUUUUGCAUCACUUAUAAUUUCUUGUUGUUUGUGUCACGUUUCCACAUGACAUCAACAUUUAGGCGGCCGCCCAAACAUCCUACCUGUGACACAACAUCCGUACACAAAGUCACACAUCAUGUACUAUUUAGUUUAAAAUCAUCGCUAAAACCCAAACCAUCCAUGAACUUGGCGGGGUUUCUACUUUAGAUUAAACCCAUAUAUUGUUGCAGAUUAAAAUAUUCAGCUAUUCUAAAAAGAUUAGAAUAAUAUGUUGUAAUUAAUUUCCAAAGCACACACUGUCAGAAAAGACAAAAAUAUUUGAAUUAAGCAAUCAUAAAAAAUUUAGACUUUAUACAAAGUGAAGUGGGGUUUAGUUCACCGGACGAAGCUGAAAAAUUAGGGUGUUGGGAAAUUGCGAGAUGCGAAAUGGCGAGGCGGGAAAAUAGUUUUAUUAAAUGUAAGUCCUGACAGGGGAAGACUAAACUACGUCCCUAAUCUUAUAUCAA